CUUGAAUAUAUAAAGGCCUUCUUUCCAGCUCUUCUGCCGGCUUCCUCUUUCUCUUCACCACUCCAUGAACUUCAUCCUCACCAUCAAAUUUUCAAACGACUAGCCCUAACUUGGUUGUUCCUUGUGCCGAGUGGCCAAUGGGCCACAACCCCCACCGCAACGCGGCCAUGGGGCCAGCCCCAAACAGUGCUCCGGCAGCGGUUAGCACCUUCCCCCGAAGCCCACCACUUUCAGCCUUCCCAGCCGCCUUCCACCUCCCGAGCCGGCUGAGGCCGACUGCCCAGGUGACUCGCACCAAUGCCAUCCGUCGCCCCGCCGCCACACACCUCAAUGACAUUGACAUCAACGGUGACUUGGUCAACAAAGCUCUUGGCCUUACUCCUACCUCCCCUGCCCCUCCCCUUCCUCUCACCUCAAUUCCUCCCAUGAAGACCUCAUCUCUGGACUACUCCACUCUCCCUCUUCCUCCUCUCCCACUUCCACCCACUCCUCCUCCUGCUGCUCCUCUUCUUCCUCUUCUCCCUUUUCCUCGCCCUCCUCGUCGUGCACGGGUCAACUCUAACCGCCACGCCAUGAUCAUCUUGGUCCCUCAAGAACUUCCACAAGAGCUCCGGGACAUCCAACUCGAUGCAUGGAUGACUCGAGAUGAUGACUCGACUUGA
Molecule: messenger RNA, 662 nt
Organism: Puccinia graminis f. sp. tritici CRL 75-36-700-3
Lineage: Eukaryota; Fungi; Basidiomycota; Pucciniomycetes; Pucciniales; Pucciniaceae
Exons: 3
Coding region: 138-662 (174 amino acids)
Source: RefSeq, a predicted model, not a curated record